AUGGCGCUGGAGCAGCGACGCUUUGCGGCGUACGCAGCUCUUGCCGAUGCCACCCGCCGCGAGUUGGACGACGAACAGCAGCGCUCUGGAAAGCCUGAAAAACCAGAGGUUCCAGCAGGCUGGAGUUUGGAGCGCAAACCCGGCGAGAUGUACUUCACGAUGCGUAAGACGCACGAGGACGAAGAGAUUCUCAUUCGCUUCCUUGGGAAUGACACGGAGAACGAGGAAACCAUUGCCUUCGAGUUUCUUGCAUUUGUAACAUCCAAGGGUAAGACCUUGAUGUGCGACAUGGCGUUUGAGGACGGUGGGGUCGUCAUGAGGAACAUCUCCUUUUUGAAUGACUCAAAGCUUGCGUUGGACGAGUCGCCAGAGGCGUCGCUGAAGCGCGAGCGCUUGUACGAAGGCCCUGCGUUGGACGAACUGGACGGGGACCUUGUCGACGCCUUGACGAGCUACUUAAAUGACCGGGGUUUAACGGAGGAUGUAUGCAAGUUUAUGGAGGCGUACAGUUUCUGGGCAGAGCAAGCCGAGUACGAGGAGUGGCUGAGUGGAAUCAACCGCUUUGUUUCUUGA
Molecule: messenger RNA, 573 nt
Organism: Trypanosoma conorhini
Lineage: Eukaryota; Euglenozoa; Kinetoplastea; Trypanosomatida; Trypanosomatidae
Product: p22 protein precursor
Exons: 1
Coding region: 1-573 (190 amino acids)
Cellular component (GO): mitochondrial matrix
Source: RefSeq, a predicted model, not a curated record